This is a messenger RNA of Rhopilema esculentum, 2807 nucleotides long. RefSeq lists its product as uncharacterized. The record is from RefSeq and is a predicted model, not a curated record. NCBI's taxonomy places the organism in Eukaryota, Metazoa, Cnidaria, Scyphozoa, Rhizostomeae, Rhizostomatidae.
CGUGACAAUAACCGUGCACACAAAAUAUCAAAACAUGGAAUAAGAUGGCUUCUCGCAGUGAAAAUCGCCGUUCUUCACGUCUUUUAAACAGAUGUCCAGGCGUUGCAAAUGCUUCGGACGAAGACUUGGAUGCUUUUCUGGAAGCCCUAGAGUCGGAAGAAGAAUUGCAGAACGUUUUGACAAAAAAGAAGCUGAGGCUGAGGAUGCCAAUGUGAUUCUAAGCCAGAAUGAAAUUUCCAGUCCUCUCUUUGCAAAUUACGAGUUCUUCUUGCAGAAUAUGAGAAGCCAAUGUGAUACUAACCCAGAAUGAAAUUCCCAGUCCUCUAGUUGCAAACUACGAGUUCUUCUUGCAGAAUAUGAAUGCCUUCUUCUCGAUCAUAAAGCACAUGACGGACAUCGAAGCACCAAGAAAGAGGAUUCUGCAGAAGCUUCAUGAUGUCGAGUACCGAACGUUCUCCUUCACACAGAUAAAAACCCAAGCAAAGGCCUGUCUAAGAGUCCUUCAGAAUCUUCAUUUGAUGGCAAAGGACCAAAGUGUCUUGUUAUCCACAAAGAGGUUCACUCGUCUUGUUCAGAACAUCGUGAAAUCCUGGGAUACAUUCUUCUACAGUAUUGCUGUUGUCGACAAGGGUCAAGGCAAAACUGACCUGACAAGCAACAUCAGACUCUUCUACCUGCUGACGAAAUUUGAUAUGGCAGAGUUCGCAAAAAACUUGGAUAAGCAGAAGAAGAGAAUGGAGUUAGCGCUUUCAAAAUCUCAGAUAAAUCUGAAUGUUGGUUCUUCAGAGGGAGACAGCUUUAAACUGAAAACCUUGAAAUUUGAAGAACUCUUAUUCAGUUCUAAUUCUGCCUAUGCUAAUGAAGAAGAACAUUUAUUGACUGUAGAAGGACUUCUUGAUGAUAGUUUCGAAUAUGUCCCUAAACAAACAAGUGACCCUAAGUACUAUCAUCCUAAGAAACGCAGCUCUUAUGUGACUGAUAAAGCCAUAUUAGAUAAAGAGCAAUGUGAUAAUGAUAGUUUUUUGAAAGAGCAAAAUGAGCCACGUACAGUUGUUCAAGUAGAUAUUGGAGAGAAUACAGCUGCUUUGAAUGGCACUGAUGGUGCUACAGUAGAAAUGCCACUCCAGGGCAACUGUACUUCUAGCAUGUCACUUGAUAGUUCUUUUAAGGACAUAGAUGUUUUUAGUGACUCUGAUAAGCCGUUGCUAACCAAGAAUCCUUUUUUGAGCUCUGCAACUAUUCUAGAAGGAGAUUCAAAUAGAUUUGAGAAUCCCUUUAAAAAAAGCUUCACAGUCAACGUAACUUCAAAGAGGGGAGUAAAAAGGAAACGGGACGAGCCGUUGUGUGACGUAACAAACGGACUAAGCUCGUUUCCAUGCCACAGGAGCGACUUGAGUUUUCUAAAAACUGCUUCUACGCUUAGUCCUGACGACAAUGUAGAUUGUUAUAACCAGAAUUUGAAGAAGGUUAAACUGAGUAGAGAAACAGAAAAUAUUAUCAUCGACCCAAAUGCAGUCAAAAAUAACUCUGUUGAGGAAAUUAGGUUUAAAGGUUUAAAAAAGCUAGGUAGACGAUUGCAAACAAUUAAAUCACGGUUUGUUAAAGGAUUAAGAGAGAGCAAACGAAGAAAUACAGUAUUCCCUAUUGAAAGGCAACUGCGAAAAGAUAGAUGAUAACAAAAUUAUAUUAAAAUGAUAUUAAUGAAAAUACGACUUAGUUGUGAUUUUUAGAAGAUUAAAUUGUUAACAUAGAUGUGAUAUCUACAAUACAAAAUUUGAGGCAUUGAAUAAUUCUGCUGUUAUUUCUUGUUGAGUCUCUGAUAGAAUUUUUAUGCACCUUAAGCUUGUUGGUGACAAUAAGCAAGGAUUUCAGAACUUUUUACAGAGGCAAAGCUAAAGAAUAUUUCUCAAGGGGGUGCAAAUCACCAGAUUUGAGGACAAAAACGUGUUCCUAAGGUGUGAUUGUUGACAUAGAUACAACAUGGCUAAUGUGCUACAGGUGAAAUCUUGAGCCAUUUGAGAACACACAGACAAUUUUUCAGGCACAAAUGUAGUACAAAAUGUGAAAGAACUUGUUUUUUGCCUUUAAUAUCUUCGAACUUAUCUUCAAAGUUUUAUACCUUGGAGCAGUAGAUAUUAUCUUAAAUCUAUAAAUUUGCUAAUGCACAGAAUGUUGCAGGUGCGGUACCCUCUGCACCCCCUUUGCUAUAUUUCUGGCUUCAUAUUGCAGCCUGUGAGUCUGUGUGUUCUCAAAUGUGAGUCCAUUAGAGCCUGUGAGUCUAAGAAGCCACUUAUGUGUUCAUAUACAUAUUUUAAGACAACUUAUGUUGACCUUCGGUAUUGACUACUUGGGAAACUGACCUUUCGAUUUUUAAACUGCCUAAGGUUGUGUGAAAAGCACUGGCAUGCCAUAGCAGAAGCAUGUCUUAGCCCCCCUCUCUGUUUGAAGAAGCAGGUGCUAUUUUUUUGCCUGUUGGUAAAUGUGAAAAUCUAUUCUCUUUUGUACAGUUAAGUAAAAGGCUGAGGAAGUGCAACUCGGUUUUCCUUCAAAAAUUCACUCCAUGUGAUGAAAAAUAUCAGAACUUAACCUGUCAGGCAACUAAAUUCCCUCUUCAUCUCAAUUUAAAAGUCAUUUGGCAUGCCAUUUCUCAAAAGAUUAAGCAUAAACCUUCCCACAUCUAAUAUGUGAUGUAGACACAAACAGCUAAUCCCCACAUGAUAUGCUAACCUCAAGGCUUGCCUCUUUUUUGCCUUUCCUCUUUUAUUUUUAAAUAUUUAAAUUGCCAGAUAUAAGCAAGCAAAGCUUGC